AAGGAGGAGGAGGCGGGGAGGGGAAAUUUCCUGCCCGGCUGCCGCCGCCUCGGCCCGGAGACCGCCUCAGCGUCCCGCGGCCGCGCCCUCCGCCGCUGUGCGGGGGCGCCGAGGGGCCCCGGAGCUGCCGGCGAGGGAACCGCCGAGGCGAGGUCCCUGAAGAAUGGCAUUUCGCUUCCUUCUGCUGCCCAGAGGCCAGUGCAGCUCCUGGUGAAAACCAGUCCAGGAUGGAACAUUCCUGCUGGCUCCUGCUGCUCUGUGUUAGCUUUCUGUCAGCACAAGCUUUGCCUCCCAAUGGAACUGAAUUACCCAAACCAACAGCAACAACAAACUCUACAGAGGAAAACCAUCUACACAGGGACCUCCUGACUUCCAUGCUGAUCCUGCUCCUGGUCUUCAUCAUUUUCAUCCUCUUGGCUGGGUAUUUUGUCAGGUUCAGAAGACACAGGAAAGCUGUUGUCAACUCUGGGGACAAGAAGAUGCCAAAUGGAAUCUUGGAAGAACAAGAACAGCAACGAGUGAUGCUGCUCAGCAGGUCUCCCUCAGGCCCAAAGAAGUAUUUCCCAAUCCCAGUAGAAAACCUGGAAGAGGAGAUCCGGAUGCGCUCGGCGGAUGAAGGGAAACUCUUCCGAGAGGAGUUCAAUUCAUUGACAUCUGGAUAUGUGCAGGGAACUUUUGAAAUGGCAAAUAAGGAAGAAAACAGGGAGAAAAACAGAUACCCCAACAUCCUGCCAUAUGAUCAUUCCAGAGUCAUUCUGACCCAAAUCGAUGGAGUCCCACCCUCAGACUACAUUAAUGCCUCCUAUAUAGAUGGUUACCGAGAAAAGAAUAAAUUCAUAGCUGCACAAGGACCAAAGCAAGAAACAGUCAAUGAUUUCUGGAGGAUGAUCUGGGAGCAGAAGUCAGCUGUUAUUGUCAUGUUAACCAACCUGAAAGAAAGGAAAGAGGAAAAAUGUCACCAGUAUUGGCCUGACCAAGGGUGCUGGACCUAUGGAAAUAUCCGGGUGUCAGUGGAGGAUUGCAUCGUGCUGGUGGACUACACCAUCCGCAAGUUCUGUGUGCAGUCUCUUCAGGAUGGCUGUAAAGCUCCAAGGCUCGUCACACAGCUCCACUUCACCAGCUGGCCUGACUUUGGGGUGCCUUUCACACCUAUUGGGAUGCUGAAAUUCCUGAAAAAAGUCAAAACACUGAAUCCUGCCCACGCUGGACCAAUUGUGGUUCACUGUAGUGCUGGCGUGGGUCGCACGGGCACCUUUAUUGUGAUAGAUGCCAUCAUAGACAUGAUGCACGAGGAGCAGAAGGUUGAUGUCUUUGAGUUUGUGUCAAGGAUCCGCAACCAGCGUCCCCAGAUGGUUCAGACUGAUAUGCAGUACUCCUUCAUUUACCAAGCCUUACUCGAAUACUACCUCUAUGGUGACACAGAGCUGGAUGUGUCAUCCUUAGAAAAACACCUCCAGACAUCACAGACUGCAGCACCAAACCUCGUCAAAAUAGGGCUAGAAGAAGAAUUUAAAAAGUUAACAAAUGUUCGAAUAAUGAAAGAAAACAUGAGAACAGGCAAUCUGCCAGCAAACAUGAAGAAAGCCAGAGUCAUCCAGAUUAUCCCCUAUGAUUUUAAUAGAGUGAUUCUGUCCAUGAAGAGAGGGCAGGAGUACACAGACUACAUCAAUGCUUCCUUCAUCGAUGGCUACCGCCAGAAGGAUUAUUUCAUCGCCACCCAGGGCCCCCUUCCCCACACGGUAGAGGAUUUCUGGCGGAUGGUGUGGGAGUGGAAGUGCCACACCAUCGUCAUGCUGACAGAAGUGCAGGAGAGGGAGCAGGAAAAAUGCUGCCAGUACUGGCCAUCAGAGGGCUCUGUAACUCACGGAGAGAUCACUGUAGAAAUAAAGAGUGACAGCCUGUUAGAUGCCAUCAGUGUGAGGGACUUUCUGGUUACGUACAACCAGGGUAACCAGGAGAAGCAGAGCAGGCUGGUUCGGCAGUUCCAUUUCCAUGGGUGGCCAGAGAUUGGGAUUCCUGCUGAAGGAAAAGGGAUGAUUGACCUGAUUGCAGCUGUCCAAAAGCAGCAGCAGCAAACAGGCAAUCACCCCAUUACAGUGCACUGCAGUGCUGGGGCUGGCAGAACAGGGACCUUCAUCGCACUCAGCAACAUUCUGGAGAGAGUGAAGGCUGAAGGGCUCUUAGAUGUCUUUCAAGCUGUGAAGAGCUUAAGACUGCAAAGGCCACACAUGGUGCAAACACUGGAACAGUAUGAAUUCUGCUACAGAGUGGUACAAGAUUUCAUCGACAUCUUUUCGGAUUAUGCUAACUUCAAGUGAAAAUUCCUGCCUUAUUUUUUAAUUUGUCUGUAUAAAUAGUUGUAUAUGCUGUUAAUUUAUUCCAUGUCAUUUUGAUGGUUGACUUUACUUGUAAAUAUGACCUUGUGUUUGCUCUAAAAAGUUGCGUUUGCUGUAUAAAGUUAUUUCUUAAAUAUAAAUACCUUCUAAAGCAAAGUAUAAUGUUUCGAUACAGUAUAUCACUAUGAGAUGGGAUAGAAAUCUUUAUUCUAAAUAGCAGUAAAUUAAUUAUUGAGGGUUCUAAUUCUUUGAAUUUUUCCACUUAGAAAUAUUUAUCAAUAAUAUUAUCUCCCAAUCCUUGGAACUUUACACAGGUGAUCAAUAUUUCAUACCAAGAAAAAAAAAGGUGAGUUGUGGUACAUAUUUUUUAAGCUAAACACGUUUUGGCCAUAAACCUUGCUUUCCUCUGAAAACAGAGGUUUAUUUGGGGACACAUUCUGAUAACCUGCUCAUGCUUAUCUGUAAUUAUUUCCUAGAUAGUCUCACUGAAAGCAAAGAGGCUGUUCAAGUGCUGUUAGUGAGAAUGGUGUCAGAAUGUGGCCCUCCAUGUGUAAUAGUGUACAGUCCAGCUCUGCAACAGAACUGCUUUAAAAGUCUCUUUUUAAGCACCUCCAGGUCGAUGGCAGUUCCAGUUUGAGUCUUACUGUCAAUAAGAUAUAAUCACUAUAACUACAGAUGUGAAUGUUUGAUUUGAUAGAGCUAUCAAAGGCCAGGGUUUUGGGUUUUUUCCCUAAUAUUACAGCAGCUUAAAUCAGCUUAGAAAAAGACAAUAAUGUAAGUUUACCACUAUUUUGAGGUUAUUUUGCAUAUCAGAAGAGUAUAUUUUUCAGCACCUGAGCUUGUCUACUUGAAGAGGCUUUAUAGCCAUGGGCAGAAAUGGAUUUAAAGCUUCUCUAUAUAUGUGUGCAUAGUUUCCCACUUCUUUGAGAAAAGGCAAAAAAGGUGGAGUCUUAUUCUUUGGUUCCACCCUACAGAAUAAUCAACAGUAUUUGCUAAAGUUAUGACAAACAAACCAAACCAAACCCAGACAUUUUACUAAGAGUGUAACACUAGCACUGUAGCAAAAAGCUCCUCUAUGUUUUUACCCUCCCAUAUAUAUAUAUAUAUAUUAUCAAAAGGGAAUGAUUCCUUUAUCUGAAAGGGAUGUAUGUCUGUGUAUAUAGAUAUAUUUUUAAUGAAAGUACUACUGAAAAUAUAAUUGGUGAAAUGAAGUUUUAAAGUCUUUAUCAUGGCCCUGAACAGGAUGUGCUUGGGGGAUUAGAAAAUCCAAAAAUCACAGGGCAUUAGAAUGUUGAAUAAUUAAAAAGUCUGUCUUCCACUCUGGAAAAUGCAUUUAGGAAUUAACGAGCGAAAACUCUGGCAACACCUACUCUAAUUCCAUAACUAAUAUGCAAGAGUUCUGUCUUCUCCAGUUGGUUUGGGUUUUGAUUUAUUUUUUUUCUUUCAGUGCCAAACAUAGAAGCCUUAUUUAAAAGGAGCAACUUCCACUUAUCAUUUCACCCUUGUUGUUGCACUGUUUUAUCCCCGUGGCCACUUUUUAUUUCUGGUGACAUUCUGUAACAAUGCAAGGAGAGGGGAAGGUGCCCAUCCCUCUCCAUGUCACAUGGAGACAUUUCCAAGCACACUGCUCUGAACGCUGCUGUUGGCUGCUUCUUGUCUUCCCACCAAUGCACUGCUGUAUUUAUUUGUACAGUAAAUUAUGCACUUAAAAAAAAAAAAAGGUUGUUUAAAGACUAAAAACCUGUGUUGUGAGUUGCUGUGGGGAGGUGCACUCGAGCUGCAGAAGGUGCUGAGUAAUAAAAUGAACGCUGGGUAAGUUUACAUUCCUGCUGCAUGCUGAGGUUUUUUCAGAUUUUUUUAAAAAGCCAUCAAAUAAAUUGGGUGUGGAACCCUCUGGAGUGGGGUUUUCAGUUUGCUCCUCUGGAGCACGGGGAGACUGAGGUGCAGUGAUGACAGAAAACAAAGCAAUGACAUUCCCACCCUUUCCCCAAGGGUCUGCUGGUAGCCCCAUUAGAUCUGUUCCAGCACUUAGCCUGCACUUGGGAAACAAUUUGCCUGUUGGACAGCCUUUUGGGUCCCUUAAAUAAAAGGUUGGGUUUGGAGCUGCCCCGUGAAGCAAAUGGCAGUGGGAUGUGAGGUGUUUGGGGAGCUGUGGCUGAGCUCCACCUGCCCAUGGGGCUGACUGACUGCUGCUCACAGCAAGGGGAAGUUCAGCUGGAAGCUAAGUGGGUACUCAGAUUUUUGUUGCUAAUGACAUUGAGAUGCCUAGGAGGAAGCAGAAAUACCUGCAGUGUAUUUCAGAACUCACAGAUAUAGCUACAUAUUGACUUUUUAAAAAAAAAAAAUAUAUAUACACAACUUGACAAGCCUGCUUUCCAGGGCUUGUGUUCAGUCUGCUGGCUGCAGCCUCCUAACUGGGAGCUGUAUCUCGGGAUAGGUUUCUAUGAGUUUUCUUUUAGGUUUUCCUAGGUUCCAUGGAGUGAAUUUAAAUGCCCAGUAGCUGAUUAGAAGGUGUACAUUCUGAUCUGUGAGGGGUUUUGGUCACUGUGUGACUCGAAUUUGUCUGUGUUCAUGUGUUGGGUGAAGUUCCAGUUCACCUCAGCAUUUAAGCAUUGGCUUUUGGGCUUCUCUGUGCCACCAAACUUUGAAGCACCAUAAGUUCUGUGGUCCUGAAGCAACCCCUUAAGUGCUUUGCUGACUUGGGCCUUUAUGAAGAAUGCAGGCUGUAAUUCCAAGUGGUUUUUAGGGUCUUUUUACGUAUCAGUUUUUUAAACUACUUUUAAAAGGAGCCCGACCACCUGCGUUCAGUGUUUUGAAAUGUUUUCAUUUCCCCAGGACCAUUUUUUUUUUAAUGUAAAGUUGUUGAAACUUUUCUGUAUAACCAAAUUGUAUUUAAUUUGUCAAAUCUUUAUAAUAUAUGUGUGUAUUAUACGGUUUCAGCUAUUACUAUUUUCUUUUAUUACAUUUAUAAUUUGAUCUUGCUGUGUUUUUAAUGCCGGUGAAUGUUGCUGAAUUAUUUGUAUAUGCAAAUUUCAAGAUCUAAUACAUUCUGAUGCGAGAACAAA
This is a messenger RNA of Calypte anna (Anna's hummingbird), 5401 nucleotides long. RefSeq names its product protein tyrosine phosphatase receptor type E (gene PTPRE). Gene Ontology annotation, molecular function: protein tyrosine phosphatase activity. The record is from RefSeq and is a predicted model, not a curated record. Gene Ontology annotation, biological process: protein dephosphorylation. NCBI's taxonomy places the organism in Eukaryota, Metazoa, Chordata, Aves, Apodiformes, Trochilidae. The transcript has 21 exons. Bases 228 to 2318 code for a protein of 696 amino acids.